AAACAGCCGAGCCAUUUUCCGUCAUUUCACUCCUCCAAAUCCUCCCCUUCUUCCUCCUCCCUCGCCGGGCGUUUUACUUCCCACCAAGGUUUCCUCUUCACUGAUUAGCUCCUCCGCAUAUCCGAGUCAAAUCCAUUCGUACUUAUCGCCGAAGCUUAAGAUUGGUAAUUUGAGAUGCUUUUGUAGCAAUAUUCUAAUAUAACGAUUGAUACAGUGAAUAGAACUGAAAAUGGAGUUGAAUAGCCUGAAAGAUGCAUUUGAUCGUGUUGCAAAGAAGCAAAAGCUGUCCUGUUGUAAAACUCAGGAAGUUACGGACCAGAUUGUUCAAGAAAUAGAGAAGGCAAUUGAAGUGAUUCAGUCAAGAACCCUUGAUUAUAAAUCUGUACUUGCUGACCUGAAGAAAAAUUUGCAUAAAAUUGCUCCACUCUGUCAGCUAGAAGGCACCCAGAAGGAGCUCAACAUAGUGCUGAGCAAGUAUCCAAAAGCUCUUGAGAAAGUCCUUAAUCCUGAUAUAUCCAAGGCUUAUCGAAAUAUUGAAUUUGAUUCCCAUACAGUUAACCACAUAAUUGCCAGCCAUUUCUAUCAGCAUGGGCUGUUCGAGGUUGGUGAUUGCUUCAUAACCAAGUCUGGGGAUGUAGAAUCUGCUGCUGCUAUGAGAUCUCCUUUCCAGGAACUUUAUCAAAUACUUGAAGCCGUGAAGAGUAGGAACCUAGAGCUUGCCCUGAAAUGGGCAGCCACAAACUCUGAUAAACUGAAAGAAAAUGGUUCGGACCUUCAGCUGAGACUCCAUCAUUUGCAGUUUGUGAAAAUACUACAAAAGGGAAGGAGAGACGAAGCACUCAAGUAUGCAAGAACCAACUUUGCUUCUUUUGCUGGUAACCACAUGGCUGAAGUCCAGAAACUCAUGGGGUGUCUUUUGUAUUCUGAUAGACUCCAUGAGUCCCCAUAUGCUCGUUUAUUAUCGCCAACCAAUUGGGAUAUAGUGGCUGAGGAGCUCACCAGGCAGUUCUGCAAUCUUCUGGGGCAAUCAUAUGAGAGCCCAUUGAGUGUGACAAUAGCAGCAGGAGUGCAAGGGUUGCCACCUCUUCUAAAGUUUAUGACUGUUAUGGCAGGGAAGAAGCAGGAAUGGCAAUCAAUGAAACAGUUGCCCGUGCCAGUGGAGUUGGAUAAGGAGUUUCAAUUUCAUUCUAUAUUUGUCUGCCCUGUAUCUAAGGAGCAAUCAACGGAUGAUAACCCGCCAAUGCUGAUAUCGUGUGGUCAUGUGCUCUGCAAACAGUCUAUCAACAAGAUGUCAAAGAAUGGCUCAAAAAGUUUCAAGUGCCCUUACUGCCCAACCGAUAUCAAUGCAACAUUAUGCAGGCAGCUGAAUUUCUGAUAUAAACCCUAACAUGUACAUGGGGUUGUACUAAAACCUGUUUCCUUAAGACUGAAUCGAAAGAAAUUGUUAUGGUGUUGCCAAUGUGGUCAGAUGGUGGCAAUGCCGGUCAGUAAUGGUGUACUGAUUGUUGAUGAACUUGUUGUAAAUAGAAAUUCUUUCCUCAUUCAUGCUGGUAAUCGAAACCAAGUUGCAGCGCCUAAAACAGUAGUAUAUGGAAUCUGGGACGUUAGUUGUGGGCUGGACUGUGACAUACUGUGCUAUAUAUUGGGGAAAUAUAGCCAUCAUUUCGAAUGGGCCUAAAGGUUAGCUGGUAGAUAUGCGAUCUUUCCUAUAGCCCUGCAAAUAAACAAAGUAUCAUGAAAUACUUUAUUUCAUUCUUUUCUUUCAAAGAGAUUGAUUUCCAGCCCUGAAUAGUAUAUUAGCAUCCAAUGUUUGCCUGUAAAUGAAGAUAGGAUUAGGUUUUUCCUCUUGCAGAAAAGUUCUUCCCUUUUUCCCUAAAAAUGCUUCUAUGAAUAACUGUUAAUGGCCUCUAUAUUUGCAUUGUAGCUUCUCAAAUAUAUGAAAUUACACCAACUUGUAUAAGCUGAAAUUAAUAGCGAUGUCAGUAGUGGAUUUAGAUGAUAGUGUAAAUAAUGGUUGACCUCUCCUAGCUAAACUCUAAAUUUAU
Molecule: messenger RNA, 2045 nt
Organism: Durio zibethinus
Lineage: Eukaryota; Viridiplantae; Streptophyta; Magnoliopsida; Malvales; Malvaceae
Source: RefSeq, a predicted model, not a curated record